AUGGACGCGGCGGCAAAGCGAGGCUUCCCUAUUGCGGGAAAGGGCCGAACGGCCGAAAUUCAACCCAAGGAUCUGCCUAGAACUACUUUAAAGGCAUUAGGACCCUAUGUGCAAUGCAACAUAUGCGGGAGACUUUGCUCCAGACGUGGACACAUCAAGUGUGCCGAAUGCAAAUCAUUCAACUCCUGCGUGAAAUGUUUCUGCCAAGGGCUUGAGAAGCCGCCUGCAGAAGCUCACAACAGCUCAUUUGUUCAGCUGCCGGAGAAUGAGGACGCCAAGGAGCACAAAAACUGCCACAAGUAUACCCCAGUAGGACCGAAUGACUUCGCACUUUUUACCAAUGACUGGAGUGCCGAGCAGGAAAUAUUACUGAUAGACGGCAUCGCGAAAUAUGGACUGGGCAACUGGCAGGAAAUCAGCGAGAUGGUCUCGAUGACCUCGGUGGGGUACAAAUCGUGGGAGGAGUGCCAGCAGCAUUACUACAACGUGUACCUAAACUCUCCAACAGCACCUUUACCGGACAUGACAAGUAUCAUACACGGACCGAAUGGAGAGCCGGUACUAGUACCUCCCAGCACGGUGGUGCCGCCUAAAGAGGAGCCACCAACUGGUAAGGAUUGGACUAAUAAAUACCAAAAAAUGGCUGCAGUUACACAAACCAAGCCCGCCAACAAGCCGCAAGUAGUCGGAUACUGGCCACUUAGAGGCGACUUCGACAUUGAAUACGACAACGACGCGGAGCUCAUCCUAGCUGACAUGGAAUUCAGGCCGGAGGACACACCAGAGCAGAUCGAGCUCAAGCUCAAGGUUAUCGAGAUAUACAAUUCAAAGCUGGAUGAGCGCAUAUAUCGCAAGAAAAUCAUCAUAUCACGGGGACUGCUGGACGCCAAGGCUAUGCAGCAAAAAGAACGCCGUUGCACUGGAGAGGAAAAAGAACUGUACAACAUAUUACGCCCAUUCCUCAGAUUCCAAACGGUGGAGGAGCACGACCACACAGUACGUCUACUAGUGAGGGAGAGAAAGCUGCGCACGCGACUAUUCCAACUCAUGAUAUGGAAAGCGCUGGGGCUGGAGAAGAUCGAAGACAUCGCCGUACGUAUUAAAUGUAAUGCCCAUCAUCUUGAGCAGAAAUACGAGGAACGUAUGAGCAGAAUAGAUGCCUACAAGGAGCAGAUGAGACAGGAUGACCCCUGCCGAAGAAUCGAGCGCAGGCUGAGAAACCCGCAGGUGGACCACGAACUCAACAACCUCAACGUCAACAAGAUCAAAAUAUCGGAUUUCUUGGAAGAAAAAGAGGUGCAGUUCUGCGAGGCGCUACAACUCCCACCUGUGGCCUACUUCCUCGCAAAACGCGUACUGCUACACGAAGUCGCGUGCAACCCCUCGUACACUAUUGACGAUAUGUGCGGAGAGCUCAAAAUGGAUGGGACAAAACACGGUCGCGUAUUCGAUCUGCUGCUCUCUCUGGCACCGCGGGGAUUGGCAGACUUGCCUAACCAGGUAGCCGACCUGUCCAAGGCAACCUUGGAUAGCAACGGCUAUCUCAGCAACAGCGGCGUAGCAUCGCAGAUGUCCAUAUUCUCGGCGGGACAGAAUUUCCAAAGGCAGCCGCCUAACAAAAUCAGCAACUACUUUGUACAGAGGGAGGCGGCCGGCGAGAGGACACGCAAACAACACAGGCCAAAUCCACCUAUGGGGUGA
Babesia ovata is the source of this 1701-nucleotide messenger RNA. Its product is annotated as transcriptional adapter 2. Gene Ontology annotation, biological process: regulation of transcription by RNA polymerase II; chromatin remodeling. Gene Ontology annotation, cellular component: nucleus. The transcript is spliced from 5 exons. The coding region runs from base 1 to 1701 and encodes 566 amino acids. Lineage: Eukaryota; Apicomplexa; Aconoidasida; Piroplasmida; Babesiidae. The record is from RefSeq and is a predicted model, not a curated record. Gene Ontology annotation, molecular function: chromatin binding; transcription coactivator activity.